Rotaria sp. Silwood2 is the source of this 2448-nucleotide messenger RNA. The record is from the annotation of a GenBank genome assembly. NCBI's taxonomy places the organism in Eukaryota, Metazoa, Rotifera, Eurotatoria, Philodinida, Philodinidae.
AUGAAUAUUAAUCAAUCUUUAUCUUCUUCUUUAUCUCGAUCACUAAAUGAUCCUGUACAUGAACAACAUAUUAUAAAAGAAGAAUCACAUUUAGAACGUAAUGUACCGGAAAGUUAUCAUCAUUCAUCUUAUGAAUAUAUAUCUUCGGGUAUUGGGGAAGGAAAUAUUAAUCAAUUGUCACCUUCAACGAAUCUUUCCUCUCAUCAACUAACAUCAUCUCCAUCACAGAAAUAUCCUAAUAAAUAUGUCACAUCAUCAUCUUAUAGUCCAACAUCUUAUCGAUAUCCGCCAACAUCGAUCAUUGAUGAAUCAACACAUACGAGUUAUUCAAACAAUCGAUCAACACAACAACAGCAACAACAACAACAACAACAACAACAACAACAACAACAGCAAUUAUUAACAAGUCCACAUUCAACAUUUGUUCCUCAACAUAAUAAUAAUAAUGCGAAUCGUCAUUCAUUACAUCCAACAACAUCAGAUGAUUCAGGAAACGAAUCACCUGCAAAUUAUCAACAACAUUUAACAAAUAAUACACAUUUUGUUGUUGUUGCUAUUGAUUUUGGUACUACAUUUAGUGGUUAUGCAUUUGCAUUUACACGAGAUAUUGACUCAAUUUUAAUGAUGCGUAAAGUCGACGGCAAUGAUCCCGGUGUAAUAAAUCAAAAAACGCCAACGACAAUACUUUUAACACCAAGCUUAGAAUUUCAUUCAUUUGGUUUUUUUGCACGAGAUUUUUUUCAUGAUCUUGAUCCAGAUGAAGCAAAACGAUGGCUUUAUUUUGAGAAAUUUAAAAUGCAUCUUCAUUAUAUACAAGAUCUUAAUACACAAACAUUAAUUGCAGCAAGUAAUGGUCGAAAAGUUCCAGCAUUAACGAUAUUUACAUAUGCAUUACAAUAUUUUAAAGAACAUGCUUUACGUGAACUUAGUGAUCAAUCUGGUACAAGAUUUGUUAAUGAAGAUGUUCGAUGGGUUAUUACAGUACCAGCUAUAUGGAAACAAUCAGCUAAACAAUUUAUGCGUGAAGCUGCCUAUCAAGCUGGUAUUGCAUCACGUGAAUUUCCUGAACAAUUACUUAUUGCUUUGGAGCCCGAAGCAGCAUCAAUUUAUAUACGUAAACUAAGAAUGCAUCAAUUUGUUCCUGAUGAAACUCCAACAUUUUCACGUAAUGCGGUAAGACGUGAACAUGGUAUAUUUUCAUCAUCAUUUUCUGAUCAAUCAUCACCAAUACUUCUUGAUCCUGAUAAAAUACCAGCUGAUCCAACAGAAUCUAAUUUAAGUAAUCAAACAUUUGAAUUAGUUCUUGAUCGUGGUACACGUUAUAUUGUUGUUGAUUGUGGUGGUGGGACAGUUGAUAUAACUGUACAUGAAUUAGACAAUAAAAUGGGUACAUUAAAAGAAUUAUAUAAAGCAACAGGUGGACCUUAUGGUUCAGUUGGUGUUGAUCAAGAAUUUGAAAAAUUAAUGAAUUCAAUAUUUGGUGUUGAAAUAAUGGAUGAAUUUAAAUUAAAACGACCAGCUGGUUAUGUAGAUUUAAUGAUUGCAUUUGAAGCACGAAAACGUACAGCGAGUCCAUUUAAAAAUAAUCCAUUAAAUAUAUCAUUACCAUUUUCAUUUAUUGAUUUUUAUAAGAAAAAAAAAGGUUCAACAGUUGAAUCAGCUAUACGUCGUUAUAAUGAUCCGGAUAUAAAAUGGUCAACGCAAGGAAUGAUGAGAUUAACACCAGAAGCUAUGAAACGUCUUUUUCAUCCAACAAUUGAAAAAAUUAAAGCAACUAUUGGAGAAGUAUUGAAUACUCCUGAUGUUAAAGGUAUUCAAUAUCUGUUUCUUGUUGGUGGUUUUGCUGAAUCACCAAUACUUCAACAUGAAAUUCGUCGAGCUUUUUCAUCUAUACUUAAAGUGAUUAUUCCUCAAGAUGUAUCAUUAACAAUUUUAAAAGGUGCUGUUUUAUUUGGUCUUGAUCCAACUAUAGUAAAUGUUCGUCGUUCACGUUUAACAUAUGGAGUUUCUGUACUUAAUCGUUUUAUACCAGAUUAUCAUCAAAUUGAAAAGAAAAUUGUUAAAGAUAACAUUGAAUGGUGUGCUGAUAUAUUUGAUAAAUUUGUUCUUGUUGAUCAAUCAAUUGGUCUUGGUGAUAUUGUUAUAAGAAAAUAUACACCAGCAAGACAUAAUCAAGCACAAUGUAUUAUUUCAUUCUAUUGUUCAGAAUCGGAUAAACCAAUUUAUGUAACUGAUCCGGGUGUAAGAAAAAUUGGUACACUUGUUCUUGAUAUGUUUUAUAAUGGAUAUUCUUUAUCAGAUUAUCAAAGUAUAUUAACAACUAAUAAAAAUCAAAGACGUGAAAUUCAAACACGAAUGGUUUUUGGUGAUACUGAAAUAAAAGUAAGCGCAUUGGAUGUUACAACAGGCAAAUGUGUUCGAGCUACAAUUGAUUUUUUAAAUAAAUAA